Messenger RNA from Nematostella vectensis (starlet sea anemone), 3248 nucleotides. RefSeq lists its product as uncharacterized. Bases 704 to 1660 code for a protein of 318 amino acids. The transcript is spliced from 2 exons. NCBI's taxonomy places the organism in Eukaryota, Metazoa, Cnidaria, Anthozoa, Actiniaria, Edwardsiidae. The record is from RefSeq and is a predicted model, not a curated record.
CUGUUCGCGAAUGUUUCCGAUGUUGAUGCUAUCAUAUUCAAUUGUCGCCUUUUUGUUCUACAACUUUUCCCAACUAAAUUAUUGUUGGGCCUUGUUGUUACUAAAAAUGUCUCGCUCUUCACAACUGUAUUCAGUCCCUGAAACUGUCAACUACAAAAAUUCAAAAUGGAAUGCAAUAAUGUUUUUUUAUUAAUGGAAAGUUGAAAGUUGAUGCAAACAUUGUCUGACAUCAUUUGAUUGUCAUCUGUCCCUAUCAGAUUCGUUCAUUUCGGCUUCCGUUUGGGGAAUUGAAUUCUAAUUCCCGAAAAAGACUAUUAUUCCUUGAGCAGCUUAGAAAAAAUCCACUUAAAUCUCGCCUGCUGUGUGCAAAAGUUUCAGUUUACAGACUUUCGAAACAUCAAGUUACGGCAAGUGCAGUUUAAUCUGCUCAACAAAACAUGAUGUAGAUCCUGUUGCUUUCAGAGUUGCGGGGAAGUGUUCGGAAAAUUUCUAAGCUGAGAAGACUUUUGAACCUUGAUGUCUGUGUGAUUGCAGUGCUGAAAAAACAAUACGCAAGAAACACAUUCAAGCAUUCUUGCGGUGCGCAGAGAUUGUGCAAACAAUUUUCACAUUCAAACAAGCAAGUCUGGUUGACCAUUUCGCACGGAUCUAAAGCAACCGGGUAUUUUAAUUGAGAUUUGAUGAGUUUAUAAAAGCUUUUAAAAUGGAUAAGAACAACAACGAUGGGAUUCUCAAACGGAUCGACUUCACGGCGACUGAUGCAGAGCGACGAGUGUCUAAAGGUCAAGCGAAGAUGUUUAUGACAAGAAACGCUGGCGAGAAACAGAACCUAAAAAAGCUUACACGACAUUUAGACAAAGAAAAAGCUGCAAAGGCAUCGCAAAUUUCCUACGCGCAGAAAUUAUUCUUUAAGAAAUAUGGAAAUCGGGCUGUGGAGUAUGAAAAGGGAGGAACGCCAUCUCGAAAAAUUUCACGAGAUCGCAGCUCUAGUUGGGACCCGAUGUUUAUAAGAGAAGAUCCAGAUAAACAAAUUUAUAGAAGCGACCCCGGUGGAGCUCAUGGACUUGGAACCGAUCGUGGAAGAUCUCGCUCUGGUUCGCACGACCACGAUCACAGAUCACGGAAGAUUCCUGAUUCCCGCAGAAAUCCCGUAGCCGAAGAUCAUCUUCGAGUGUUCGUGACACGUCCCUCGUGUACGCCCGCGAGUGUCCCGCGGGUUUUCUCGCUUGGAGAUUUAGCGUCACAAUGUGAAGGCGAUGAAUGUGGGAGGAAGUUUUCUAGCGCGGAGAAUAUAUCGCGCUUGCGCAGUGGAAGUUUCUUUUCUAGUGAGGGCACAAGUCAAAGCUCCAGUGUUGAGGAGCUAGGGACAGGGAAUAACGAAGGAAAUGGCGAUAUAGGGACGCGGCCGAGGUCUCUCUCUGACAUUCUACCCCCAAUAACACUACCUCCAAUUUACCAGCAAGAAGCAAGGCGCCUCAAGCCGAAGUCCAGUAAGUCCAGAACUGGUGGCGGUAUACCAAUGCCAGACAUUUCCAGGAAUCCUGGAAUCACUCGCAGAGUACUAGGGAAACAGCCGUUGCCUAGUGAGCACAAGUCCUCUGAUGGACUGGACAGCACGCUGUCUGACUGCCGGUAUUUGCGCCAGUGGCCGAUUGGGUAGAGUAAUGGCAAAGCGUGUGAUGAAGAUACUUUAAAGGAGGCAAAGAGGAAUGGCUAGUUAGACUACGCUGAGGAUGUACGUGAAUUAAAUGGCUCGGAAAAGCUUACAAUAACAAGGCAAACCAGGCAAUCGCAUUAAGGAAAGAAAAAUCUAUUCUCCCUAAGGGUUUCUCCCUGAUGUUACUCCCUAAUCUAACAGGUUUCUCAUGGUUUCUCCCUAAGGAUUUAUCCCUGAUGGUUUCUCUCUAAUCUAACAGGUUUCUCAUGGCUUCUCCCUAAUCUAACAGGUUUCUCAUGGUUUCUCCCUAAGGGUUUCUCCCUAAUCUAACAGGUUUCUAAUGGCUUCUCCCUAAGGGUUUCUCCCUAAGGGUUUCUCCCUAAUCUAACAGGUUUCUAAUGGCUUCUCCCUAAGGGUUUCUCCCUGAUGGUUUCUCCCUAAUCUAACAGGUUUCUCAUGGCUUCUCCCUAAGGGUUUCUCCCUGAUGGUUUCUCCCUAAUCUAACAGAUUUCUGAUGGCUUCUCCCUAAGGGUUUCUCCAUGAUGGUUUCUCCCUAAUCUAACAGGUUUCUCAUGGCUUCUCCCUAAGGGUUUCUCCCUGAUGGUUUCUCCCUAAUCUAACAGAUUUCUGGUGGUUUCUCCCAAAGGGUUUCUCCCUAAUCUAACAGGUUUCUCAUGGCUUCUCCCUAAGGGUUUCUCCCUGAUGGUUUCUCCCUAAUCUAACAGGUUUCUAAUGGUUUCUCCCUAAGGGUUUCUCCCUGAUGGUUUCUCCCUAAUCUAACAGAUUUCUGAUGGCUUUUCCCUAAGGGUUUCUCCCUAAUCUAACAGGUUUCUAAUGGCUUCUCCCUAAGGGUUUCUCCCUGAUGGUUUCUCCCUAAUCUAACAGGUUUCUGAUGGCUUCUCCCUAAGGGUUUCUCCCUGAUGUUUCUCCCUAAUCUAACAGGUUUCUGGUGGCUUCUUCCUAAGGGUUUCUCCAUGAUGGUUUCUCCCUAAUCUAACAGGUUUCUGAUGGCUUCUCCCUAAGGCCGGCUUGCUAGCAAAGAAAAGGUAGACGGAUAAGAAAACAGAGACUCAGGAGCGUACGCUAUUGUGACAUGUUCAGCGUCACUAGAUAAAAAAAACCGUUCCGUUUUCGUGCUCCGGUUGAGUCUCGUUCAUGCUAAUAUUCUUCGGCAUGUAUACAUUAUUACGCCAACACAUCCUUCUUUUCCUUCGCUAGUUCAAGGAGGUAAUUUAUAAGGAGUUUUAUCGGGAAAGCCUUCAUGCAGGCUGGUAAAGGGGGUAUGGAUCAGUCUUCACGAACCGGGCUAAAUGGCUUUUCACGUUUCACAGAACGAAAAGUGACUUUUUAAAUCUUUAAAUCACGUUUCACGGACAUCGAAAUGGACGAUUUUACGUUUCUCGUAAGGUGAAAAAUGGUCAAAUCUCGUUCCACGAAAAUACCGCUCUGUUCACGAGUCAAGAUGGCGGGAAAAGGGUUUUCCAGCAUGGCAUGGCACUUCCUUGGAGAAAUCCGGGAAUUAGGGGCUUACAUACUUUGGAAUACUUAGAAUAUGAGAUGCAUUGAUUAAAAAAAAGAUCCGUAGAACACA